GGGAAAUGAUCAGCGGAUCCUGAAAGCAGGAGGCGACAGCGGCUCCAGGGGCAGGAAAAUAUGGGAAACGCAGACACCAAACUUCACUUUAGGAAAGCGGUGAUCCAGCUGACGACCAAAACGCAGCCUGUCGAAGCCACAGACGACGUAUUCUGGGAUCAGUUCUGGGCUGACUGCUCCAUCGCUGUCCAGGAUGUUUUUGCUCUGGUGCCUUCUGCAGAAAUCCGAGCUGUCAGAGAGGAGUCCCCGUCCAACUUGGCAACCCUCUGCUACAAGGCUGUGGAGAGGCUGGUUCAGUGCGCUGACUCAGGCUGCCCCUCGGAGAAGGAGAGGCAGAUUGUUCUGAAUUGCACCCGAUUGCUCACCCGGAUCCUGCCGUAUAUUUUCGAGGACGCCGACUGGAGGGGCUUCUUCUGGUCCACCAUCCCUGGCGCAAAAAGAUCCAGGGGUUUGGAUGAAGAUGUUAAUGAGAAUGAAGCUCGACCACUGGCUGAAUCCCUGCUGCUCGCCAUCGCUGAUCUCCUCUUCUGUCCAGAUUUUACAGUUCAGAGUCACAGGAAGAGCAGCACGGAUGGGUCAGAAGAAAUGCGAUCUUUAGACAGCUGUGAGUACAUCUGGGAGGCCGGGGUAGGCUUCGCUCAGUCGCCUCCCCUGAAUUACGUCCAUGACCUGAACAGGACUGAGCUGCUGAAGCUGCUUCUCACCUGCUUCUCUGAGGCCAUGUAUCUUUCUCCUUCAUCUGAGAACCAAGCGCUGAAUCCCUGGGUUGCUUUCUUCUGUUCUGCAGAAAACAGACAUGCCCUGCCGCUCUUCACAUCCCUGUUGAACGUCGUCUGUUCUUAUGACCCUGUGGGAUAUGGCAUCCCGUACAAUCAUCUGCUGUUCUCAGACCACAGGGGGCAGUUGGUGGAGCAAGCACUGCAGACCCUGAUCGUCACACUGGAGCACGAGCCAGGGUCCGCCAUGACGGCUGCCCUCCGAGCUCUGGAUUCCUCCUCAUCCAAUCCAUCCGAGGAACCAGAUCCAGCUGGACCCGACAACCUCUUUGUGAAUUACCUCUCCAGGAUCCACAGAGAGGAGGAUUUGAGUUUUGUUCUCAGAGGUUUGGCUCAGCUGCUCAACAACCCUCUAAUCCAAACAUACCUUCCUCGAUCCACCAAGAAGAUCCAGUUCCACCAGGAGCUGCUGAUCCUUUUCUGGAAGUUUUGUGAUUUUAACAAGAAAUUCCUGUUCUUCGUCCUGAAGAGCAGUGACGUCUUAGAGAUGCUGGUUCCCAUCCUGUUCUACCUGAAUGAUGCCAGAGCAGAUCAGUCUCGAGUCGGUCUCAUGCACAUCGGUGUGUUCAUCCUGCUGCUGCUGAGCGGAGAGAGAAACUUUGGUGUUCGCCUAAAUAAGCCGUACACAGUCCAUGUCCCCAUGGACAUUCCUGUCUUUACAGGAACCCAUGCUGAUCUGCUCGUAGUGAUUUUUCACAAAAUAAUCACCUGUGGUCACCAACGUCUCCAUCCUCUGUUCGACUGCCUGCUCACUAUAAUUGUAAACAUUUCACCCUACUUGAAGAGUCUGUCCAUGGUGGCUGCCAACAAGCUGCUCCACCUGCUGGAGGCCUUCUCCACACCGUGGUUUCUCCUGUCUGCACCUCAGAACCACAACUUAGUUUUCUUCCUGCUGGAGGUCUUCAAUAACAUCAUCCAGUAUCAGUUUGAUGGUAACUCCAACCUGGUGUAUGCCAUCAUCCGAAAGAGGAACGUUUUCCACCAGCUGGCUAAUCUGCCGACAGAUGAGGCGUCCAUUCAGAAAGUUUUGCUGAAGAAGAAAAAGUCUGCGAACUCUCGUCUAAAUUCCACAGAUGGCGAGUCCAUGGAGGGCUCCAGACCCGCUGCACCUGCCGAGCCCGGGACACUCAAAACCAGCUUAGAGGCCACUCCAGGAAUUGAUAAGAUAACAGAGAAGGCUCAGGUAAGCGAGGAUGGAACGAUGGUAUCCUUGCCACAUUCGGGAUCUCCGAUAACGGCACCUCGCCGCAGCGUCAUCAACGGAGCCAGCGACACAGAGUCCAACUCGGAGAGGGACCACGAGGUCUUCACAGAGUCGCAGACGUCAAGAAGUCGAAUGUCGAGCAUCUCAUCGGCUGCAGCCUGGACAGCUAAUUCAGACUGGAUGGUGUCAUGGAAAACUAGACUUCCUUUGCAAACCAUCAUGCGGCUGCUGCAAGUGCUGGUCCCACAGGUGGAGAAGAUCUGCAUAGACAAGGGUUUAACAGACGAGUCGGAGAUCCUGAGGUUCCUGCAGCAUGGCACGCUGGUCGGACUCCUCCCAGUACCCCACCCCAUCCUGAUCAGGAAAUACCAGGCCAAUGCUGGCACUGCCAUGUGGUUUCGGACGUAUAUGUGGGGAGUCAUCUACCUGCGGAAUGUGGAUCCUCCGAUCUGGUAUGACACGGACAUAAGGCUGUUUGAGAUUCAGAGGAUUUAGAGGAGCUGCUGAAGUUGACUUCUACAAGAAGCUUUUUUCAACUUCCUUGGAAAAAUAAAGCUUCUCUAAACAUGC
Cyprinodon variegatus (sheepshead minnow) is the source of this 2550-nucleotide messenger RNA. RefSeq names its product protein HID1-like. Gene Ontology annotation, cellular component: membrane; Golgi trans cisterna; Golgi medial cisterna. The transcript is spliced from 19 exons. Lineage: Eukaryota; Metazoa; Chordata; Actinopteri; Cyprinodontiformes; Cyprinodontidae. The coding region runs from base 61 to 2475 and encodes 804 amino acids. The record is from RefSeq and is a predicted model, not a curated record.